AAAGAAGGGACCCAUUUGAAGAGCAGCAUUGCUCUCCGUGUCUGUUGUAGCACAUGACCUACAGCUGUCAACUGUGUUCGUACUUCAACGACUUCAUGUGAGGUUUCUGCAACAUGAAGUUAACCGGUUUACUUGUGGUCUACGCGGCCAUAAUUUGUCAAACCCAUUUACUACGAUCUGUAACUGCUGUCACUGGGUGUUACAAUGGUUAUUGGACUGAAUGGUUUGAUAGAGAUGACCCUAGCGGUACUGGUGAUUGGGAGACUACAUCACUUGCCAUAAGUUAUUUUGGAGACAAAAUGUGUUCUGACCCUUCUGAUAUACAAGUACAGACUCUAGAUGGUACACCAGCCUCAAAUACUGGUGAAAUAUUCUCCCGGUAUUCUGUUUCCGAGGGAUUUGUAUGCGAAAUGAAAAAUCAACCUUAUAAGACCUGCCUUGACUAUGAAGUCAGAUACUGCUGUCCAGUGUGUAACGAUGGUUAUUGGACUGAAUGGUUAGAUAGGGAUGACCCUAGCGAUACUGGUGAUUGGGAAACUACAUUCCUUGCCAUAAGUUAUUUUGGAGAUGCAAUGUGUUCUGACCCUUCUGCUAUACAAGUGCAGACCCUGGAUGGUAUUCCAGCUUUGACUACUGGCGAAACAUUCUCACAAUAUUCACCUACUCUGGGAUUUGUUUGUGAAACAAAAGAUCAACCUGAUAAUACCUGUCUUGACUAUAAAGUCAGAUACUGCUGUCCAGAGUGUAAAUACGGUAAAUGGACUGGCUGGUUUGAUAGAGAUAACCCUGGUGGCACCGGUGAUUGGGAAACUACGGUACACGUCCAAAAUAAAAUCUGUGCAGCUCCUUCCGCGAUACAAGUGCAAACUCUGGGCGGUAUUCCAGCAUUGACUACUGGUGAAAUCUUUUCUGAAUAUUCUCCGGACGUGGGAUUUGUUUGUAAAAUGGCAGACCAACCAGAUAACACCUGUCUUGACUAUAAAACAAGAUAUUGCUGCCCAGAGUGUAAUUAUGGUAAAUGGACUGGCUGGUUUGAUAGAGAUGACCCUGGUGGUACUGGUGAUUGGGAAACUACGGCAGACGCCUCACAUGAAAUCUGUUCUGCUCCUUCCGCAAUAGAGGCACAAACCCUGGACGGUAUUCCAGCGAUGACUACUGGUGAAAUAUUUUCUGAAUAUUCGCCCGACGUUGGAUUUGUUUGUAAAAUAGCAGACCAACCAGAUAACACCUGCCUUGACUAUAAAACAAGAUAUUGUUGCCCAGUGUGUUACGAUGGUCAUUGGACUGAAUGGUUUGAUAGAGAUGACCCUAGCGUUACUGGCGAUUGGGAAACUACGGAACACGUCCAGCAUAGAAUCUGUUCUGCUCCUUCCGCGAUUGAGGCACAGACCCUUGGUGGUACUCCAGCAUUGUCUACUGGUGAAAUAUUCUUUUAUUACAACCCCAACGUUGGAUUUGUUUGUAGAAAAGUAGACCAACCGGAUAACACCUGUUUGGACUAUAAAACAAGAUACUGCUGUCCAGCUCAGAGCUAUGGAAGAAUUAGACUGAUGCCAAAGAAGCCACUGGAAACUUGAACGAAGCUAUAUAUUCGACAUAAAAGAAAUGCAUGAAAUAAAUACUAGCUAUUCUUAGUUAUAUAGCACUUUCUCGUUGGUUACAUUAUAUGUACCGAUAAAUGCAAUAGAUUAAAAUAACGUGCACAUAUA
Molecule: messenger RNA, 1709 nt
Organism: Saccoglossus kowalevskii
Lineage: Eukaryota; Metazoa; Hemichordata; Enteropneusta; Harrimaniidae
Product: oikosin-like protein
Source: RefSeq, a predicted model, not a curated record